ACCUCUGCCAGGACACAGUCUCUACAUGUCAGCAGCACGCCCCGGUCAGCUCCAGGGCAAGAGCCAGAACAGAAGCGUCUCAUUCUCGGUCCUUAUCUGCUCUGGACAGAUGACUUCACAGUGUUAGAGGCGGAUGCUGGAGCACUCAUGAGAGUCACUCUUUUGCUGUUCUGGUUUAAGGUGUUUCCAACCCUUAUUGACCUCUCACAGAGUGGGUCCACUCAAUACCUCAGUUCUCCAGAAGUGGUCAUCCCCCUAAAGGUGACCAGCAGGACCAGUGGUGCAAAGAGUUCAGAAUGGCUCUCCUACAGCCUUACAUUUGGGGGCCAAAGACAUGUUGUCCACAUGAGAGUCAAGAAGCUUCUGGUUUCUACUCACUUCUUUGUGCUCACCUACACAGAGGAGCAUGCCCUCCACAAGGGUUACCCCUUUGUCCAGAGUGACUGUUACUAUCAUGGUUAUGUACAGGGGGCCCCUGAGUCUUUAGUUGCUUUCAGUGCCUGCAACGGGGGUUUUCAGGGAGUGUUGCAAAUGAAUGGCUUCUCCUAUGAAAUCGAACCCAUCAAGCACUCUAGCACAUUUGAACACCUAGUUUAUACAUUAAAUAACAACAAGAUAAAAAUUCCGCCUGUGAUAUGCGGUUUAACAGAGAAGAGAAUACCACACCAACCCUUUAGCCUUGAAGAGGCUGAGAAGUCAGCGCCAAAGCAAAAGGAUGGAAAAUGGUGGACCUACACAUGGUCUGUGGAGCUGGCUGUAGUGGUAGACUAUGGUUUCUUCAUUUACUCUCAACGUAACUUGUCAAAGGUGCGAGAAGAUGUGGUUCUCAUUGUUAACAUGGUCGAUUCCAUGUACAGGCAGCUGGAUACGUAUGUGACUUUGAUUGGCAUUGAGAUUUGGAACCGAGGAAAUGUUUUCCCCAUGGAAAACAUACAUCAGGUCUUAGAAGAUUUUUCUCAGUGGAAACAAGUCAGUCUUUUUCAGGUACAUCAUGAUGCAGUCCAUAUUUUCAUAAGAAGCCCCCUUAUAAGUGUACUUGGGAUAGCCUAUGUUGCAGGAAUAUGUCAUCCUCCCCUUGAUUGUGGAGUUGAAAAUUUCCAAGGAGACUCCUGGUCUCUUUUUGCCAACACGGUGGCCCAUGAGUUAGGUCAUACUUUUGGUAUGCGGCAUGAUGAGGAAUCCUGUUCUUGUGGAGAAAGAGGUUGUGUCAUGAGCACUUUCAGAGUACCAGCAGAGAGAUUCACCAAUUGCAGCUAUAGUGAUUUUAUAACGACUGCUUUAAACCAAGGGACUUGUUUGUAUGAUCAUCCGCGGCCAGGGACAGUUUUUCUGGUGAAGCGCUGUGGGAAUGGUAUGGUUGAAAAUGAAGAGGAAUGUGACUGUGGAUCUAUACAUGAGUGUGAACAAGAUCCCUGCUGUUUGUUGAACUGUAAGCUGAGGCCUGGGGCUGCUUGUGCUUUUGGGCUUUGUUGCAAAGACUGCAAAUUCGUGCCAUCAGGGCAACUCUGUAGAGCAAAGAUCAAUGAAUGUGACCUUCCAGAAUGGUGCAAUGGAACAUCCCAUGAGUGCCCAGAAGAUGAGUAUGUACAGGAUGGGGCCCCCUGUGGUGUUGGUGCCUACUGCUAUCAAAAGCAGUGUAAUGACCAUGACCAACAAUGCAGGGAACUUUUUGGCAAAGGUGCAAGAAGUGCGUCUCAUCAUUGUUACAAAGAAAUCAACUCACAGGGAAACAGGUUUGGCCACUGUGGCACAAAUGGCACAGUAUACCUAAAAUGUAGGCUGUCAGAUGUAUUUUGUGGCAAAGUCCAGUGUGAAAAUGUGGAAGACAUUCACCAUCCCCAGGCUCGUUCUGUUUUGCAGAACAUUUAUGCCAGUGGUGUCACCUGCUGGAGUACUGACCAUUGUUUGCAGAUGGGUGCACCUAAUGUUGGUGAAGUGAAAGAUGGCACCAUGUGUGGAGCAGGAAAGAUCUGCAUACACAAGAAGUGUGUCAGUCUGUCUGUCCUUUCAAAUGCCUGCCUGCCUGAGACCUGUAAUAGGAAGGGGAUCUGUAAUAACAAACAUCACUGCCAUUGUGACUAUGGGUGGGCCAUGCCUUUCUGCCUUCACAGAGACUAUGGAGGUAGUGUUGACAGUGGUCCAACAUCUCCGAAAGGAAGAGUCAAUAUUGUCUUGUCAAUAAUGGUGACUGUUUUGUCUGUUCUAACUUGUCUGUUAGUAGCUGGAUUUUAUACACUAUUAUCAUUGAAUACCUUCUGGUCCCAAAGUGCUGAAGGCUCAGAAGACAUAUAACUUAAUAUCCCAUGAAUUUGGUAUGACAAAAAUAUUAUUGUAUGUAUGAAUCUGAGUAGAUUCAUCUGUAUCAGAGAUAUUCC
Molecule: messenger RNA, 2375 nt
Organism: Meriones unguiculatus (Mongolian gerbil)
Lineage: Eukaryota; Metazoa; Chordata; Mammalia; Rodentia; Muridae
Gene: Adam21
Product: ADAM metallopeptidase domain 21
Exons: 1
Coding region: 148-2292 (714 amino acids)
Biological process (GO): male gonad development; proteolysis
Cellular component (GO): sperm head plasma membrane; external side of plasma membrane; plasma membrane
Molecular function (GO): metalloendopeptidase activity
Source: RefSeq, a predicted model, not a curated record